Penicillium odoratum is the source of this 930-nucleotide messenger RNA. Its product is annotated as Short chain dehydrogenase/reductase. The record is from RefSeq and is a predicted model, not a curated record. Lineage: Eukaryota; Fungi; Ascomycota; Eurotiomycetes; Eurotiales; Aspergillaceae. The transcript has 3 exons. Bases 1 to 930 code for a protein of 309 amino acids.
AUGAUGGGUGCCAAUGAAGAUGCCGAAUUCUUCGCAUUGAGAAAUCUCUCAGGAAAGACUGCUAUCGUGACGGGAGGGUCAAAUGGCAUUGGGUCGGAGACUAUACGUCUGCUCAACUCACAAGGAGCGAAUACCCUGAUUGCCGAUUUGGAAUGCACUCGUCCUGAUGCUGAAGCAUUGAUUCAAUCAUUACAACACCCUAAAUCUGCAUUCUUUGUGGGUGUCAACAUUCUCGUUUGGGAAGAAAUGAAGCUACUCUUUGCUCAAUGCAUACAGCGGUUUGGCAAAGCUGACAUUGUCGUAGCUAAUGCUGGGAUAAUGGAGAGCCAGAAGCUUUUUGAUAUGGGUAACGUUGACGAGCAGGGGGAUUUGCGCGAGUCAGCGGAAGGGUUUCGCGUAAUUGAUGUCAAUCUCAAGAGAACCGUUAACACCUUAAGACUUGCACUAUACCACAUGCAACAUAAUCAACUUACUUCUACGAGCGGUCGGAGGGGAACUGCGAUCCUAGUGACAUCCACAUCAGGAUACUUUGGGUCCACAGGGGUUGGGGCUUACAUCGCAUCUAAACACGGAAUCACCGGUCUUCUUCGAGGAGCACAAGAGGUCGGUCGAGAGCUAGGGAUCAGCAUCAAUGCCGUUGCUCCAUCCUUCACGCCGACUCCUACUUUCAAAGCACUGGGCGAGAAAUGGAAAAAGUCCGGUCUCAAACAAAAUACACUGGACAGUGUUGCAACGGCCAUUGCGCUCGCCUGUACACGAGACGAGACUGGUAAAUGCUAUCUGGUCGCCGGAGGAAAAUCCGUGGAAGAAGAAGAAAGCAGAAAGUCGCUUGUUCCACAGUGGCUUGGGCUUGAAAUCGCUGAGUUGUUGCAGUCUGCCAACAAAGCGUUUGAAAGCGACGGCUAUCCAUUGCCUGGGGGAGAUGAGUGA